Lasiodiplodia theobromae is the source of this 1407-nucleotide messenger RNA. RefSeq names its product Cystathionine beta-lyase. Gene Ontology annotation, molecular function: pyridoxal phosphate binding. Gene Ontology annotation, biological process: transsulfuration; 'de novo' L-methionine biosynthetic process. The transcript has 3 exons. The coding region runs from base 1 to 1407 and encodes 468 amino acids. Gene Ontology annotation, cellular component: cytoplasm. The record is from RefSeq and is a predicted model, not a curated record. Lineage: Eukaryota; Fungi; Ascomycota; Dothideomycetes; Botryosphaeriales; Botryosphaeriaceae.
AUGUCCGCCCCGAACGACGGCCCCAAGAAGACUGGCCCGCUGGGCAAGGCCAUGCAGACGGUCGACCUGGAUGGCCACAACCUGCCUCCCAGCCCGGCGCCCAGCAGCCCGCACACUGGUCGGAAGUACGCUCUCGCGACCGAGCUGGUCUACACCGAGAGCAGUGACCAGUACAAUGCCUCCAGCACACCGAUCUACCAGACUGCGACGUUCAAGCAGGACUCCGGCAGCGGCGGCGGAGAGUAUGACUACACGCGUUCCGGUAACCCCACGCGCACCCACCUCGAGCGCCAUCUCGCCAAGAUCAUGAGCGCACGGCGCGCCCUCGUCGUCUCGUCUGGUAUGGGCGCGCUGGAUGUCAUCACUCGCAUGCUUCGACCUGGCGACGAGGUGGUGACGGGUGACGACUUGUACGGCGGCACCAACCGCCUGCUCAAGUACCUCUCGACCAACGGCGGCAUCAUCGUACACCACGUCGACACCACCGACCCGGCCGCGGUGCAAGCCGUCGUCGGCGCGAAGACGGCCAUGGUGCUGCUCGAGACGCCGACGAACCCGCUCAUCAAGAUCGUCGACAUCCCGACGAUCGCAUCGGCAACGCACGCCGCCAACCCGGCCGCCAUCGUCGCCGUCGACAACACGAUGCUGUCGCCGAUGCUGCAGAACCCGCUCGAGCUGGGCGCCGACAUUGUGUACGAAUCGGGCACCAAGUACCUGUCAGGCCACCACGACGUCAUGGCGGGUGUGUUGGCCGUCAACGACGCGGCGCUGGGCGACAAGCUGUUCUUCACCAUCAACGCGUCGGGCUGCGGUCUGAGCCCCUUCGACUCGUGGCUGCUGAUGCGCGGCAUCAAGACUCUGGGUGUGCGCAUGGAGAAGCAGCAGGCCAACGCCCAGCGCAUCGCCGAGUUCCUGCAGAACGAGGCCGGCUUCCGCGUGCGCUACCCCGGCCUGAAGAGCCACCCGCAGUACGACCUGCACUGGAGCAUGGCCCGCGGCGCCGGCGCCGUGCUCAGCUUCGAGACCGGCAACGUCGAGCUGAGCGAGCGCAUCGUCGAGAGCGCCCGUCUGUGGGCUAUCUCUGUGUCGUUCGGUUGCGUCAACUCGCUCAUUUCCAUGCCUUGCCGCAUGAGCCACGCCAGUAUCGAUGCGAAGACGCGUGCUGAGAGGAACAUGCCUGAGGAUAUCAUCAGGCUGUGCGUCGGUAUCGAGGAUGCGGACGACCUCAUCGAUGACUUGAGGAGAGCGCUUGUCCAAGCUGGCGCCGUCAAGGUCACUAUGAACGGCAUCUCCUCUCUCGCAUCGACCGACCCGGCCGCGUCGGGUACUGCUGAAGGCCAGCAGAUCGCUGCUGACGGCUUCAAGGAGCCUGAAGCCGCGGGCACGGCUCCUGCGGAGCAGCAGUAG